AUGACCACAGCCACGGGUACCGGUGCCUCAUUCUGCCCUCCUCCCAAGAGACUAAGGCCAAGGUCACCGAAAUCACCCCGAAGUCCUCCAAAUACCCGACUGAACCAACACCCUCGAAAUCCAUCACCUCCGUCACCACUACAAUCACGAAGUGUCCCCCCACACGGAUCGACACCGAGCUCUCAGUCAUUUCUGCUCUCGAGAACAAAUUCUUUACCUUCGACCACUAAGCCCUUAUCCGAUCGACAUAUUUCGCUUCUUGACCUGGAGGACUUCGAUCGAACCACUGGUCAACACCGCUCGGUAGAGGAGGAUUUUUUUGGCCUCCAUCCAUUCACCGCUGGUUCCUUGGAAAGCGGCCACGAGCCUCCUUCACCGAGAUCUUUUUAUAGUGCGGCGACCGCGAGCUCAGCCAGCACAACAAAAGCCGGCGGAGGGCGAUCAUCGGAAGAGGAGCCUCCAAUAACUCCCGUGCCCCCAACACAUCUGCAGCAGCCACCUUCACUAAGACCAACUCGUAAGCUGAGGCGCCCGACGAGACCAAGCAGUCCCCCCAGCUCGUCGGGUUCUUCAUUGGGUGAUUGGGUCGCUUCCGGAAGUUUAAGAAGUCACGGAAUUGGCUCCUUUGAUAGCUAUUCAAGCAGCCACCUAUCGGGUCAGUCGCCGACAUUAGGGCCUCAGCAUGGUGAGCAGACGAUUCUAAGGGAUUUUGAAAAUAUGUCACCGAACAAUUCCAUUCGCGAUCUCUGCAUUGCUGUGGUAGGGGCAAGGGGUGUGGGCAAGAGUACUUUUAUUCAGAGGGCGUAUGAUCUGAAAUCUCUGCCGAAUGAAGAUGCUGUUACUGCAAAGCUUAUGACAGUUGAACGGUCACUAUGUACUGUCAAACUGGUGGAGGUAAAUCUGGCAAAACUUGAUCUCGACUCUCAACAGUUGGUUUGGCCGCGGGCGAUGGACGGCCAGAGGCUCCCGUUCGUCGACGGGGUGCUUAUCCUAUACGACGUGACAAACCCGGCGAGCAUUGCCAAUUUGCCUGAAUCUCUCGAUGCUUUCGCGAGGGCUGCGCUCCCGACACUGGUGGUCUCGUGCAAAUGCGACGCACCGCAGCGACAGUUAAAUCCUAACAGUAUUGAACAGGUGGGUAUAGUUGGCGGAUAUGAUGCUAUGCAGACUUCUAGUACCUCUCCAGACAGCCAGAAAAAAUGCCUUGCCGUGAUCUUGAGCAUGAUCGCGAGGAAAAAUGACAAGAGUCCACGAAAUCUGAAUGGUCGGCGGCGUGCAAAUUCAUCUGCGGCGAAUAACAGUCGGACGACUUCACCAAGGCCUUCAACGGCUCGAAGUGGCCACAGUCGAGCGAGCUCAGAGUUCUCAACCGCCUAUAUGAAAGAGUAUCCAGAAGUUUCAACCCAGAGCGCUCAUGCUGCACAAGCUCGAAUACCGAGAUCACCCAUCAGUUCGCCGCUAGGGGCAUCAAGUAUACACAACUCGUCUUCUUCAUUACCAAUGAGCAGCUUGUCCGCGGACACCCGAGGUCAGCGAUUACCUGGUGGAUCUGCCCCUCAAAUAACGCUUUCGGCAUCUUCUGGCCCGCUUCUGGAGGUUGUGUCUACUAGCCCUUUUAGUGUGCAGCAGCCACAAGGAGCCCGUACGCAGAAUGGGAGCCCACUCGCCUACUCCCCAUCGAAUGAUACGGAUAAGGGUAGGAAUUCUUUCUUGGAUAUGGAUGAUGAGAACGGUGGUCUGAAGGAUGUGGAUGAUAUACCGAUACUGGAACGCGAGGGUAGAAUCGAGGAUUUUGAGGAGGAGAAAACGACGACGAGCAAAGGGUUUACAUUUGACGAAUUAGUGGACAGGCUGCUGCGACAACACAUGUCCCGGGGAGAUCAGGACUUUACGACGAUCUUUUUAUGCUUCUACAGGAAAUUUGCGCCACCAAGGGACCUACUGAAUGCCAUUUUGGAAAAGUUUGAUCGGUCAGUUUGCGACCAGAUUUCUUUACACCGUAUUUCAACCCAGCUGCGGUACUGCAAUAUCCUCCACCAAUGGGUCUCAACCCAUCCUGGGGAUUUCGCCCACGUGAAGACACGCCAGCUGUUAUUGAAUUUCCUGGAUGUGAUAUCCAGCAACCGGAGUCUGGCAUUAUUGGCGAGUGAGAUGAGACAGGUGUUGGGACAGGGUGUCGAGGAUGAAGACGGGGUGUGGGCAAGGUCGGAUUCAGAUACAGAAAGGAAGGAUAGUCUGAGGAGUUUCUUGACCACUCACUCGGUAGCGGACAGCUUGGUAGAAGGGGAAGGGGGAUACGUCAACAUCAGGACAACGCCGGAAGGGAAUCUCCAGGUUCCAUCGGAUAAAGAAUCUGGUCUGCGAGCUUCGGAAGUGACGAGCAGUGCAUCAGUUCGCACGUGCGAUGCUAUGUCUUCAGUGCACCAACCUUUGCUCCAGAAAUCGGGGGAUUCGGUGUUAGAUGGAGCGUCGAUGUGGAAGGAACAGUACGGGCUUUUUAUGUCGAUACCGGAUGACGAAAUCGCCACAGAGUUAACAAGGAUCGACUGGUUGGAGUUUUCCAACAUAAAGUGCAGGGACUUGGUGCGGCAUGUUAGCAUUCCUGCAGAUCAGAAGGAAAAGUACCCAAGCCUGAGACAUGUCAACCGAAUGAUCAGUCAUUUUAACCAUGUGGCGUACUGGGUGGCGAGAGUGAUUUUGGAAAAGCCAAAAGCAAAGCACAGGGCUCGGGCUUUGGAGAAGUUUAUGAAUGUUGCUUGGACACUGCGACACAUGAAUAACUACAAUGCGCUCGGGGCUGUUAUCGCCGGUAUCAACGGCACAGCGGUUCACCGACUUAGCCUUACGAGGGAGCUCGUCAACCCGAACACGCACAGGCAGUUUAUGAGGCUGGAGCUGCUGAUGGGCACACAUAUGAGCCAUAGCAAGUACCGCCUUGCAUGGGACAAUACCUCUACCGAGCGAAUACCCUUUAUUCCACUGCACCGGAGAGACUUAGUGUCCGCGGAUGAGGGUAAUAGGACAUUCCUCGCGGACGGUGACAAGAUCAACUGGAAUAAAUUCCAGGUGAUGGGUGACGUACUCAUGGUGCUGGUGAAGUCUCAAGCGACGCCUUACCGAGACUUGGCCCGCAAUCAUAUUGUGGAGAAAUUGAUCACGGACGCGGUGGUGAGCAUGGAUGAUGAUGAAUUGUAUGAACGUAGCGUUCAGUUGGAGAAUGUUGGUGGUGCGGAGAAGACAAGGAGGAGGAUAUGGUUUCAGCGGUGACGUUUGGGUAAAUUAGGGUUCGUUUCUCCGGUUCCUUCAGGAUACAUGCUUUUUUCGGCCGCUUCCACCUGGUCCUCGUUUUUCAAUCCUCUUCCUCCCUCCGCACAACCAAGAGCAACGGAUAUAUAAAUUAUCUCUUGUACUUGUAUCCAUCCACUUCACUGGCGAAAUUGGCCUUUUGAGUCAUUCAUUUAUUUUUUCCCAUCUAUCUGCCGUUUAUUGGCUACGGUCUUCAAGCCUUUUCCCAUGUGAUAUCGUUUUUCCCCCUCCCCCUCCCCCCUUAUUUCACCUCUCUGGAUGGGGCAAAUAGGCAAACGAACGAGCAAAUUGAUCGGGCUUAUUUAGUUAUGUACAUAACUUUUUUCCUUCCUUUCUCCUACAUGUGUUUUUAUAUAUAUCUCAAGGUUAUGCUGCACACCUUUUUAUUUACACUUGUCUUUUUCGGUAUCGGGAUUGGGCCUUUUUCGUUUUAUUUUAUAUUAUUCGGGAAACAUGUGUUUUUAGUUACCUUUUUUGGCUCGACUAGUUAUGUUUUUGUUUGCAAGUUGUUUGACGUUUUGUUAUCACUUUUUUAUUGGCUGGCUGGCUGGCUGGCUGGGUGUUUUGGUGGGGCGGUACCUGAUUGGAGUUCAUUUUUAUUUAUUUUUAUUAAAUUUUGAGGGGUUUGAGAUGGCUUUAUUUUUAUUUUAUUUUCAUAUAUUUAGUGAGUGAUAUUUGCUGUAUAAGGGGGAGGAUAAGAAGGUAAAGAAGCAAGAGGGAAAGAGUGUUUUUUGCAAGA
Messenger RNA from Tuber melanosporum (Perigord truffle), 4045 nucleotides. RefSeq lists its product as uncharacterized. Gene Ontology annotation, molecular function: GTPase activity; guanyl-nucleotide exchange factor activity; GTP binding. Lineage: Eukaryota; Fungi; Ascomycota; Pezizomycetes; Pezizales; Tuberaceae. The record is from RefSeq and is a predicted model, not a curated record. Gene Ontology annotation, cellular component: plasma membrane. Gene Ontology annotation, biological process: positive regulation of GTPase activity; Ras protein signal transduction. The transcript has 8 exons. Bases 1 to 3267 code for a protein of 1088 amino acids.